Panicum hallii is the source of this 495-nucleotide messenger RNA. RefSeq lists its product as uncharacterized. Gene Ontology annotation, biological process: DNA integration. Gene Ontology annotation, molecular function: nucleic acid binding. The record is from RefSeq and is a predicted model, not a curated record. The transcript has a single exon. NCBI's taxonomy places the organism in Eukaryota, Viridiplantae, Streptophyta, Magnoliopsida, Poales, Poaceae. Bases 1 to 495 code for a protein of 164 amino acids.
AUGCAGGAGCUUCCACCUUGGUGGGAAAAGCCUUCAGGUCUGGCUUCUACUAGCCCACAGCAGUCGCCGAUGCAUAGGAUAUCAUCAAGAAGUGUACAGGAUGCCAGUUCUUCGCCAAGCAGCAACAUGUCCUGGAUCUUGAGAACAAUACCGCCCUCAUGGCCUUUCGCAUGCUGGGGACUCGACUCGGUCGGACCCCUCAAGACCACUGCAGGUGGCUUCACCCACGUCUAUGUAACCAUCGACAAGUUCACCAAGUGGAUUGAGGUCAAGCCGGUCACUGCUACCACCGCUGCCAAGGUGGUCGAGUUUAUCCAGGAGAUCUCCCAUAGAUUCGGUGCCCCCAAUAGGAUCAUUACCGACUUGGGCACAUUGUUUACCGAAGGAGAAUUCUGGGAUCACUACCAAGACAACUGCAUCGACGUCUACCACUCAUCGGUGGCCCACCCCCGAUGCAACGGUCAGGUUGAAUGUGUCAACGGCAUGAUCCUCUAG